CCAGGGGCCUCUUAUAUUAUUACGUCACCCAUUCAUAAACUCUACCGUCUUGCACACAGCUCAUGAAGGCCAAAUACCAUUCUACAUGCAUGCAUACCAGCUGUGUCGUCUUUACUCCUUGAUCGUUUAAUAAGUCCGUUUAUGUAAUUCUGAUUUCUGAAAUAAUGGCAUCGCCUUUGUAUUCAUUCGAAAAUGAAAUAUUCCGUCUUUUCGCCACCUAUGCAACCAUCGUCGUAAUAAAGAUGCUCUGGGUCGGUAUCUGGACUUCGAAGUACCGCUUUCAAAACAAGGUAUUUGCCAAUCCAGAGGACAUCGCUUUCGCACGAGAUGACAGUGAAAAACUGAAACCUAUUCAUGGUGAUCACAACAUUGAAAGAUUAAGAAGAUGCCACGUCAAUGAUCUUGAAAAUAUCGUCCCUUUCUUGGUGCUGGGAUUGCUCUACAUAGCAACAAGACCUAGCUUCAAUGCGGCUUCGCUACUCUUCCGAGCAUUUGCAUUCUCCCGAGUCUUCCACACCAUAGCCUACCUCACACCCCUGCCGCAACCCUCCCGACUAUUAGCCCACAUCAUUGGGGUGAUCGUCAAUGUUUCCAUGGCCGUUAGCAUCGUCAACCAAGGACAGUUAUGAUAACGCUCAUUGGGAUGGGUAGAGAAUUCCCAUAAAGACGCUAUCCAAUUUGUUUGAAAGAUUUGGUAUUCGCAUUUAGGUGUGGAAAGUUAUUAUGGGAAUGUGCAUUUUGUUAUAGGUCGUAUUAAAGACUAUAGAAAAUUUUGUUGAAAAUGAUAGGCGAUUUGUCUCUAGCUGUGACACCCCCUUUGCCAAAAUGUUUCUCUUUGUUUUUGUUUCAAAGUGCCCUUUUGAAGUGUCAGUCUUUCUCUUUCUCUCUCUAUCAUUUUUUUCUUUAUAGUCCGCCUUUUCAGUGAUAUUUUGUUUUGCUAGUAAUGUUUUUGUUGCAAGAAGUGUCUUUAUAUCGCACCUUUUUAAACACCCGCCAAAAUUGAAUUUUAUGACUAUUCAUUAAGAAUAUAACGAAUGGAGAAUCUACUCCUGUAACUUAUAUCAUUAAUUUACUGUAAAUUGACUUUUUUGGAAUAAAUUACUUUUUUCAAUAUAAAAUAUUGCAUAUAUGUAUACUAAAAAAAAAAGUAAACCCCUAAAUCAAUGCUGUAACUUUUGACAGAAAUAAUUUUGAGACACAAUAUUUCGUAGGUGAUUUUCUUCACUCAUUAAGCAACUCGUGUGAAAAAAUGAGAUUGAUCAGUUGAGUCAUGCAUGAGUAAGCCAAUAUUAAAUGAAAAUUGAUAAUUUUUGAAAGUCACAAGAACUGUUUUUCAGAUUGUGUAAGUAUACGGAGUAAUUGGGCGAAGUUUGUCUUUUGGUAAUUUUAUGGUGUUUUUACUGCUUAUGCUUUACUACCUACAUUAAUUUUAUUUACCACUCCACACAAUAUUUGGAUAACGUAUAUGUUCAUGGUUGAAUGAGCACAUUUUUUGUGACGUAUCAUCAUAGGGGUUUAUUGUAAUACCCUACGAUCUAUAACAUAAAAAACACAUGUUAAAAUUACAUGUUAAAAUUUGAAAAUUUUAGUGUCUCCCUCCCCAUUUUCAAAUUAUGGAUCCACCACUGAUUUGUCCAUAAUUUCAACUCAUCCUGAGAAAUUGUUAGAAAUGCAUUUAUGUAAUAUAAAGAGUAUUCAUUCCCAAGUAUUAUGCUCGUUCAAACACCAUGAAAGUGUGAAAAGUUCGGAAAGUGUGUGACAAUAAAAUGAUAAAACUCA
This is a messenger RNA of Lytechinus pictus (painted urchin), 1779 nucleotides long. RefSeq names its product microsomal glutathione S-transferase 1-like. The record is from RefSeq and is a predicted model, not a curated record. Gene Ontology annotation, cellular component: membrane. Bases 165 to 629 code for a protein of 154 amino acids. The transcript has 3 exons. Lineage: Eukaryota; Metazoa; Echinodermata; Echinoidea; Temnopleuroida; Toxopneustidae.